UUACUUUCGCCUUCCCGUUUCCCCGCCCGCAGCGGGUGCCGAGCGGCGCCGCGCCCCGGCGGAAGUGUCGGGGCCGAGGCCGGCGCUGAGGAGGGUGCUGAAGAUGGCAGGCAGCUCCCCUCCUUGGACUGGCAGCGCUUAUCUCUUCCUUCAGUCCACCUGCAAGACCAUCGCUCUGCCGUCCCUCUACGAGAGCUCCCAGAAGAAGCCUUGUGUGUUCAAGGCCCUGAAGCUGGCAUUAGCAGACUCCACUGGCAGCGUGAAUGGUGUGGACAUGCUCAAGGUGCACUGCAGCCACCCCCACCUGAUUGUGCAGCUGAGGUUCUGCAGGCAGGAGAACUGCCGCCGCUUCCUGCGCAGCUACCGCGAAGGAGCGCUCCAGAAAUCCCUCCAGAGCCACCUCCAGCUCUCCUUGGCCACAACCAUGGUGCCUCUGGAAGUGGAGCUGAAGGCUGGCAGUGAGCACCUUGACAAAAUGCUGAAGGAUGAGGAUCGCUGCCUGGAGUGCAUCUACAGAGAAAAGCCUGACCGCCUGCCGGAUGAGGAGAUCACGGAGCUGGAGGAAUGCCUCAAGAGCCUGAUGCUUCACCAGAGCACCAACAACAAUGUGGCUGGAAAAGACUGCUCAUCUCUCAAAUCCCCAUCUCAGCCUUAUCCUCCUCAAGGCAGCUCCCUUCCCACAGAGCUCACCUUCAUCUUUCAGGGACAACAGUUUGACAACAGAACAAUUACACCAGAUGACCACCAGAAGUUUGCCAAGUCCGUGUCCAAGAAGUGGAAGCAAGUGGGUCGCUCUCUGCAGAGGUCGUGCCGGGCCCUGCGGGACCCUGCCAUUGACACCGUGGCGCUGGAGUACGAGCGGGAGGGACUCUAUGAACAGGCCUACCAGAUGCUGCUCAGGUUCAUCCAGUCCGAGGGCAAGAGGGCCACCAUAGCACGGCUGGUCACAGCUCUGGAGGAGAAUGGUCUUGUCAGCUUGGCUGAGGAGCUCCUGGGCCUCCAUUCCAGUGAGGAGUGCUCCUAGAGCCCAGAGGACAGUGCCAUUGCUAAGGGGUUCCCUGCUUUAGCUACUGUAUGAAACUGCUGCCAGUGUCUGGGAAUGUAAAGUCCUGAAUAUCACCACAGGUUUCCAUCGAGGUGGAAAUGCUCAGGGGAGAGGUUCUGUGUUUGCAGAAGCCAGCAUGGACCUCUGACUUGCCUUAUUUCAUUGUGUUUCCAGAAAUAUAGCACUACCUUCCUGUGAAUGGUGAGAGGCUUUCACCUUGACUUCCUCCAGGACUGUGACAGGGAAGCAGCCAGACAGAGAGCCCUAGGGGAGAAUUAGGGAGAGGAGAAAAGCGAGCAAGGCUUCUCAUAGAAUUUCUAGGGGAAGCAGAAAAUGCCACUGCUUCUCAGGCUGUGUCCAGGGCCAUCACCUGGAGAGCUGCAUUAUAUUUUUACAUUGAAAACAUUUUUGCCCUCAGCCAUGACAUCAAGUAAAGAAAAACAAGAAAGUAAGGAAAUGUCAAUUUUACGUUAUUUUCCUUCUUUGUUUGAAGAACAAAGAACAUUCAUGGCCAGAAUAUCUGUUCUGCCCUGCUCUGUUAUAGCUCCUUCCCACCUCUCACCACCUGAAGGCUUUCCUUCUACCUGGGACAGCCACUGUCUUCCACAGGGUAAAAGAUUGCUGCUGUACAACAAAUGGCAGACACUGAACAAACAAUAUGGACAAACUCAAAUUCAGACAAUGAUUGUCAACAUUUUCUCAUCUAUGGUAGACAGUAAUAUGUUGAUUAGCUCUUGCCUGCCAGCCUGAAGGAGCCUGCAGCUAUGAAAAGCAAAACACAGUGCUGGAAGGAAAAGUCUCCUCAUCAGCAAGGUACCUGUGGAGCCUGGUUUGGAACUGCUGCCCUUAGGGCAUUGCAGCAUCAAAUGCCAUCCUCAGACCACAGAGCUGAGCAAUCAGCACACCCAGCUGGCUGCUCUCACUUCCUGACCACCCUCAGGCUGCUGGGUCCCCGGAGGGGACAGCUCACCCUGCUGUGUCCCACAGGUGGCAGGACCUACAGAGAGCCUUUCCCUGGCACUGUGUGACAAUCCAGCAUCAGCUGCCACCGUGCCUGAAUUCACCUGCACUGAUUUUUUAGGGUAAAAAUGGUUUAAGAGACAAAUCUCCCAAACCCCAGGGCUGGCUCCUGCUUUCAGUUCCUGUGGGAGAAGCUGAGUGUCUCCUGGUAUGGUUGGUGCAGACUGCAGCACAGCAGCUGCACUUCUGCUGUGACAAAGCACAGAGCAAUGAGUGUCUGCAUGACAUGGCUCCUGUGAAGCACAACAGCAGCUCAAUUACCUUUGCCAUAUUCCCAGUGCUUUCCUGAUAGGUUUUUACUAAUACUUUUCCAUUAAUUCUAUACUUUUUUCCCCCUCCUAUCAGUGGGAAUAGCCAGUGGGCUGUGGAAAUGUUUUCAGGUGCAGAGGGGGACUCCAGCCACACACACAAAGUCUGUGUGCACAUGACAAUAUCAGGCUGCUAGCAGCCAUGGUAGGAACAACUUUGAGCCCUUUGAAACCACAACUCACAUCUUACUCCUUCCCUGGAGUCAAAGCUGUGACUCAGUAAGGAGGAACACAACCUCAGAUUCAGGUGUGGGCUCAGAUCCAAGCUCCUGGGGCUGGAGACGUUGCCGUACCUUCUGCUGGAACAGCUGAGCAUCAGUCACUGGAGACCUGGAAGGGCAGGAUUCAGAUGGCCUGCUUUGAGCCAGCUGGGGUCCACAUGCCUCAGAUGAGCUGAGUAUCCCAUCCUUAGUGUAAGCCAGGGAAACAUCACUUGUUUUCUGCAGAUUUUGAACCCCUGAGGUUACAUACAGAACCAGGAAAGGAAGAGGGUUGUGUAUGGGGAGAAGGUUUUCAGGGUGGGAGUGAAUCUGUUUCCAUCUUGCCCCUACCUUCCAAGGAAGCAGGACUUCAUGCAGGCACCAUCUCUGCAUGUGGCUCCAUCACCUUUUAUGAAGCCAUUUUACAUCAGUGCCAUUGCAGUUUCAUCCCCUCCAUUCCUGCUCACACAUCCCACCCUCUCCCUUCCAGUAGUACCAGUGCUCUUCCUAAAUGAAGCAAUUACCUCUCUGACAGUUUUGCUUUUGGGGCCAACACAGUGGUGCUGAUCUUACCUAAUUUAGGCUACUGUGGAUCCAUACCUCAAAGUAUUUAGCUUUCCUGCCAAAUUCCAGCUGGGGAACUCUGUUUGGCAGAAACCCACCUGACAAAUCGUAUUUUAAAAAAUUGAAAAAUCAGAAACUAGAAAUUUACUUUAAGAGCAAGAGAGUUUGCUCUUGAUUUUGCAGAAAUUACUUUUUUAAGAAAAGUAAUUGUUGCCAUAUGCCAUAUGCAUAUGACCUUGCUUUUUAAGAAAAGAAGGUCACAUGCAUAGCCUGCUGUCUCAUUUGCAAUUAAUUUUUCUAAGCUCUCAGACCAGCUAUUUGUGCACAACUUGCACAUAUACUUAUAAGGCAGCCACUGAGUAGUGAGAAUUACUAGUUUUUCUAGCAUCUGUAAAUGCUCAAAAUGAGAAACUCUUAUUAUUCAGCAUCUACUUCAAGUCCAGAAAACUUUGUUACUGCUGUUACUGUUUUACAGAGGACUAACCAUGAAUACUUUCUUCUGAAUGUAAACGUUUUCUUUCUGCCAGUAACUGGCAUGUGUAUUUCCUCUUACUCACAUAUUCCCUGUUAUAAUUCCCCCUCAGAAGUGCCAUUAAGUGCUGGAGCCCCUGGCAAUCUUUCUGGAAUGUCUUAAUCUUCAACAGCAUUCACAGGUGCCUUCAUUGCAGAGUCUUGAAGGAAAAGGGCUUUUCAGUGAUGUUCCAUGGUGAAAUUGUCUCCAGCACAUGGCAUGGUUUGGGACAUAGCAGUGGCUGUUUCAUACCUCCUUUUCCAUGAGCAGUCAUCAUCCUGGUGGGAGAUAAGCCAUGGACAGUGCUGCUGCUGGAGAAAUUGGCCUUAUGCCAGUACCUGCUCUUCUCCAUAUACUGAGAUAUAUCUGUGAAAAAGAAAAAAUCAGGGGUGUUUCAGAAUCAAACACAAUACUAAAAGCAAAUAAAGGUGCUAAUCAGUUGCAUAUAAAAUCUAAACCAGAAAAAAACAUAGAACAAGCAGCAGAAAUCAGGCCAAAAUGUGCUUACAGGAAGAGAUCCAAGAGGGCUUUUUUUUCUGGUACAGAUUGUUUUUAUCGUUUUAACCAUGUUUCAGAUUUGAAGGAGCCUCCAUUCAGUCAGCCAGAAGGAAUAAAAGAUCCAUCCAAAGGAGAAUUUGAAUGACUUGUUUUGGCAUAGCUGACCUACAGUGUUCAAACAGAUGAUAAAGAGGAGAGUGAAGUUAAAAUGCUCCCCAGAUAUACUUUGACAUGAGGUAUCUGAUAGAAGCAAACCUGACAGGAUCCCUUGAUACAGAAUUGUCUCAAAGGAGAAGAGACAAUUUUGCCUCUGUUUAUUUUGCCUUUCAUUUCAAAAGCAAGUUUCUCAUCGAGGAGCUUUCCUGCUCUCUGGGUCACUGUCUCCCCUCUGUGUUCCCAAGGAACCACACCCUGGCAGACUGAAACCAGGAGUGAGCAUGGGCGGAAUGAGG
Camarhynchus parvulus is the source of this 4598-nucleotide messenger RNA. RefSeq names its product TNFRSF1A associated via death domain (gene TRADD). Gene Ontology annotation, biological process: extrinsic apoptotic signaling pathway; positive regulation of canonical NF-kappaB signal transduction. The record is from RefSeq and is a predicted model, not a curated record. NCBI's taxonomy places the organism in Eukaryota, Metazoa, Chordata, Aves, Passeriformes, Thraupidae. The transcript has 5 exons. Gene Ontology annotation, cellular component: tumor necrosis factor receptor superfamily complex. The coding region runs from base 104 to 1024 and encodes 306 amino acids. Gene Ontology annotation, molecular function: transmembrane receptor protein tyrosine kinase adaptor activity.